Phytophthora infestans T30-4 is the source of this 3063-nucleotide messenger RNA. RefSeq lists its product as uncharacterized. Gene Ontology annotation, biological process: cell communication; negative regulation of adenylate cyclase activity. Gene Ontology annotation, cellular component: membrane. Gene Ontology annotation, molecular function: G protein-coupled receptor activity; protein binding. Lineage: Eukaryota; Oomycota; Peronosporomycetes; Peronosporales; Peronosporaceae. The transcript is spliced from 3 exons. The coding region runs from base 1 to 3063 and encodes 1020 amino acids. The record is from RefSeq and is a predicted model, not a curated record.
AUGGCGAUCUUGUGGCAGUCUUUGACAUGCUUACUCAUGAGUAUCAUCGCAACAGGCGAGAUAUUUCACACUCUGAGAUGUGUGCAGGCCACUGCAACAAAUGGUCGAUUCCAGUUCUCACAAGCUGUCUAUUCUACAACUGAAGACUUCGGAGUCGCCUCCAUAACGAUUCAACGUGGUCUCAGAGCUGGUGGAAGGGCUGCUGUUUAUGUAUCGACGAUUCCUGGUGUGGGGAAUGCUGUGGCAGGUCGAGACUUUAAGCCUCUCUUCAAUGUGAGCCUUGUGUGGCAAGAUGGCGAAGAUUUCGAGAAAGCACUGUACGUUCCCGUCUACAAUGACGGGAAGCCUCAAGAAAGCCCGAAGACGUUCAUGUUAAAGCUGCACGAUGCUAUUGGUGCCGAAAUCAAUAGUCACCGCAAUCAAACGCAAGUUGUGCUGGUUCCGCCUUCAAAUCUGGUACCUGGCAGCUUCAGUUUUCAGAAUGCUAUGGUCAACGUAGGAGAAGGCAAUAUGCUAACAAUCCCUGUGCUCUGGGAGGCUGGCACGACAUCCACGGCGAGUGUAAAAUUCGAAAUUAUGUGCAAGAGUGCAUGCUUUCCAGAAGACUUCGAGUUGAUAUCUCCAGUUACGCAGCUACUGGAGUGGAAACGAGACGAGUAUCCUGUCACUUCUGCCGAUCGAAUGCAGAAUAUCGUCUUGAGAUUGCUCAAUGACAAGUUAUAUGAACAAGCCGAGAGUUUUAGUAUCCGCCUGGUGACUGUGAAGCCUUCAGAGGACUCCACAAUUGGUACUGGAACAAUUAGGGAUAUUGGAGAAGUUGUGGUAACAAUUAACGGUCCUAAUGAUGCUCGAUCGGGAACACUGCAGUUCGAGGCCGAAUGUUUUCCAGACUGCGCAAGUAAGAAAUACUCCGUACAGUCUGGAGGUGUCGCUCUCGUGAUGAUUCAACGACGCAGUGGCAGUGAUGGAGACUGCUCCGUCCGUGUGGCUACCCAAGAUGAUACAGCUGUAACUGGUUUAGAUUACGAACCUUUGGAGCGAGAAUUGUCUUGGAAAGAGGGGGAUACAAGCGAUAGACAGAUAGUCGUGACUUCAUUUCCUCGAGCAGAUCCAAGGCUACCACCACGUCGCUUAGCACUCGUGCUUCGGAAUAAUAAGGGAGCUCCACUAAACGGGGCUCACGCUAGUACGUCGUAUGUAGAAAUCACCAGUCUGACUGAUGUCUACCUUGGUGAGGUGAACUUUGCUACUCGCGAACCCCUGGAAUCGGUGCUACGCAUUCCUGAUUUCAGCUUCAUCGAACUGGCAUCACGUGACACAAGUUCGAAACUCCAGCUCUGUCCGAGUGUAGUAGUUACAGAGCCAGGAGUGAUGUCAGUGGCAAUUCAACGCAACUUUGCAAGCUUUCCUGUACCUGUGCGAGUGACCGUGAAAACCGUGGCUGGUACUGCAACACCAGGUAUCGAUUACGAAGUUUUGGACCAGGUUGUUACCUGGGAAAAUGGAGAAACCGAGGUUAAACAAGUGCUUCUGAAGAUACUGGACCCGCCAACUUACGACCCUCAUCCUCGUUCGCUCUGGCUGCAACUGUCUGAGGUGACGGGCGCAAUUGUUGGUGCUUGUAAUGUUCUCGAAGUGGUGUUAAAAGGGAUUGCGCAAGGACCUCACUUGGUUUCAUUUGACUUGGACAUGACACUCGGAAUCAUGACACUUCGAAUGAACAUUCCAGUUCAAGCUUCGACUUUGAAUGUAACAACGUUACUGCUUCAAUCCGAGCGUGUGCAAAAGAACGGCCCAACUUUUAAGUUUACUCCGCAACAAACUACCACGAGUAGCACUGAUGGAACCACCGUUCUGCUGAGUGUUGGUGCUGGGGACUUGAAUUCGCUGAAGCGUGUUGCCGGAUUGGCAAAAGGUGCAAACUCUGCCUUUUUGAGUACGGAAGUUGGACUUUUUAAGUAUGUGCUCGACAAUUGCCAGAGCACCGGGAUUCUUGCCUGCGCUCCAGAUAUCACAGUCGAGACUUCGAGAACUGCAGCGCUGGCUGUCACAACGUUUACUGCAGAUACUCAUUCUCCUUUUCUCUUAGGCUACAGCUUAGAUUUACCUCGACGACUGCUGAAGUUGCACUUUUCGGAGGCUGUGAAUUUCACAACUCUGAGAAUUGAAGCGUUGGCAUUCGCUGAAGCAGCAGCAGGUAUCGAUGUCUACAGGCUUUCGUCCGCUACUACGCGCCUUUUCUCGCCACAACCAGAUCCAUUAAGUGGCGCUACACUGCGUGACGCUAACCGUUUACCCGCUGAUAACACGUUUCUCACCUUGCAACUUGGUCGGUCCGAUGUCACAGCUCUUAGCAGCAUCGGCGCUGGUCAAAUUGGUAUCAAAAGAGCGAGUACAUUCCUCGGUAUCGACAGCUCUUUCGUGGCUGACUUUGCGGGGAAUCUCGUCAAGGCUGUUGGACCACCAGGCACAAUGUUGCAAGUUUCAGUUGCAGAUUGCUCGCCAUGUCCAACAGGGUCGUAUCUCACUAGCUCGUGCUUGGACCUAAAGGACCGCAAGUGUUCUACAUGCAGUAUAUGCCCCUGGAACUCAUACGCUCUCGAACCAUGCAGAGCCACGCAAGAUACUCUUUGCUAUCCAUGUACCGAGUGCCGAUCAGGUCAAUACAUUGCGGUGGCCUGUUCUCCAGCAACCGAUCGUGUGUGUGCGUCGUGCACUCAAUGUACAUUGGAUGAGUACGAAGUUUCACCUUGCGCUGCGGGCGUGGAUCGGGUUUGCCGUACUUGCAACUCGUGCACUUUAACUGUUGCUCAGCAAGCUCUGUGUCAACGAAGUCAUGAGUGGAAGCGCUUGCAAAUGAGGUCACCGUUUAGUUGUCCGCAACCUGGUCAGCAGUUCAAAACUCGUGAGGAACAAUUGCAACGUGCGAAAUCGAACUUAUGUGGCUCCGGACGCUGCUCCUGUGUUGCUACUGGAAUACCUGGCAACUCGAAUCCAACCGGAGAGGGCUUCCCCGACGAUACGCGUUGCACUGGGCCUGUGGCGUACAAUAUUCUCGUCUAA